This is a messenger RNA of Heterobilharzia americana, 258 nucleotides long. Lineage: Eukaryota; Metazoa; Platyhelminthes; Trematoda; Strigeidida; Schistosomatidae. The record is from the annotation of a GenBank genome assembly.
AUGGGCAAAUUGGAGAACAAGUUGACGUUGGGCUUCACAGAGAAAGAUCUCGAAAGACUGUUCGAUAGGCAAAGAAGCAAUUCAGUCCUCAAGAAGAAAUUAGUCGUGAACCAUGGAGAUACUAGAAUAGAUAUUCUUCAGGAUUUCUCCUUUUGUCACGUCUGCGAAUGUGAACUGACGUUCGACAAAUCCAGAUGGCACGAAGCUGAUGUCAUUAUCUUAACAGAUGAAAAUUAUCCCAAAGGAGAAUGCGUUUGA